Messenger RNA from Cajanus cajan (pigeon pea), 1157 nucleotides. The record is from RefSeq and is a predicted model, not a curated record. Lineage: Eukaryota; Viridiplantae; Streptophyta; Magnoliopsida; Fabales; Fabaceae.
UGUUGACCCCCACACUCCCUCACUUCAUUUCAAUAUUACCCUGCAUAGCCCCAUUCUCUGGCUAGCUUUUCUGAUCCAGAAAAACAAUGAAGAUCUUCAAUUGGGUGCACAAGAGGUUUCAUCAUAACACUCUGAAAGAUGGGUUUGCUUCAAACAUGAAAAAGACUGAACCUACAGUUAACAACGCUGAUAGUCAAGCUUUGCUGAAACAAGUUGCUCUCACUGAAUCACUUAGUGGAUGGGAAGAUGGAAUUCUAACCAUUGGCACUCUUGGCUAUGAUCCCUUGAAGUCCAUCAACCAUCACAAGGAAUACUUUGCUUUGGAAAUCGAAGUUGAACAAGAAGAUGGUGAGGGGGAGAACAUGAUGGUGGAUGAGGAGGAGGAAAAGUGCUACAAUGCUGAGCACGAGGAACUGAAUCCGUUGAUAUACAACUCAUUUGAGCACAACUUUGAGGAUCAUGUAGGUUGUGAAAACCAUGAUGAUGAUGUGGAUGUGGUUAGGAGCUUCAACGAAAUUGUUGUGGCUGCUCCACCUGUGAUUUCUUAUGAAUCAAACGAUGUGGAGGCUAAGAAGAAAGGGGAAAGGAUCACAUUGGCUGACCUAUUCUUGGCUGAUUCUGAUGUUAAGAUGAAGCUUGACCCUGCCAAAGUGUGUCACCUUGCUUCAAGUGAAAAACCAAACCUUAAAGCAAAGCAUGGACUCUCUUUUGCCAAGAAGCUCAUUCCCCGUGUUAAGGACAAUCCCCAUCCAAUGAAAGAUAUCAAAAAACUGAUGAAGAAGAUGUUAAAGAGGAAAAUCCACCCGGAUCUUGAUGUUAAGAAUCUCAAACCCGAAGGUGAGGAAGUGAGUCCAGCAGGAUUAAACAUUGAUAAUCACGUGAAUGAAGGCAAUGACUCAAGUUAUUUCCUUCAGAUUUAAGGUACUAGCUAGUGUUGAGCUGCUGGGAGUAUCACUGUUUAAUUAUCUGGAAACGUAGAUUUGUUUAUGAUAUAUGUAAGAUUAAAUACUUAGAUUUUGCUCUUGUUUUUUUAUGACCAAUGCAUUGAACCCAUGUGAUUCUGUAAUUUGUGUUAUCCUUUGUUACUGUUGGCUUUAGUUUAAUUUGACGUAAGGAGUGGAUAUGUCUCUAGUAUCUCUGCCUGUGGUUGAGGUUUA